ACUAAUAAUACUGUGUUCUGGGUUUAACGUUGGUGUUUCACCCACACUGCUCCAAUGUCGCUCUAGACACCCCACCCUGCUUCCAUAUAUGGACUACACAGAAUGUACAACAACCACAGCUCCUCCGACCACAACAAACCCUUAGGGGCGGCUCCUCCGAUUAUGAGUCCCCGGAUCUCUUUCUCCAACGACUUUGUCGAGUCCAGUAACGGCGGCGCCGCCGCCCAUCACCACUACCAGCAACUCAUCAAGAAUUACCGGGACGCUCCCGUUUCUUCCGAUUUUGAAUUCUGCGUCUCCAACUACUCCGCCAUGACCAUGAGCGCCGACGAGCUCUUCUCCAAGGGCCGCCUGUUGCCCUACAAGGAGACCGGCGCCGCCGCCGCCGCUCCUAACCACCACAAGACCACCACUCUCAAAGAUGAGCUUCUGGUGGAGGACGACGAUGUCUCCCUCAAGCCUCCCAAGAGUCCGACGAGGUGGAAAGGGCUUCUGGGCCUCAGAAAAUCCCACAUUGGCUCCAAGAAAGUUGACAAGAAUAGCGAAGACAAGAGAGAUGAGGUUCUUGCCACCAAGAACUCAUCACGGGAUGCAUUGCAUGGUGGAGGAUCAAGCUCAUGCAGGGACAUGGAGUUUCGAUUCAAUUGACGUUGUUAGCUUCUUUCACUACAUUAUUCUUAGAAGAGCUUAGCUUAUUGGAGGGGGUGGAAAUAUAUUGUUAUUAGUGUGGUUAGGAAUUGGUAUGACUUCUGUUUUAACUUGGAAGUUUGGGUAAAAACAAAAAACAAAAAAAUUAGCUAGUCCGAUGAAUAUGUUCUUGGAUUUGGAUUCAUUUUCUAUUAAUUUAGUGUUUUCAAGCUUCCUUGUUUCAUUACACCAUUUUUGGCUGUUUCUUCAAUUCUCUGUACCAUAAAUAUAUAUAACUUCUUAUU
Molecule: messenger RNA, 932 nt
Organism: Ipomoea nil (Japanese morning glory)
Lineage: Eukaryota; Viridiplantae; Streptophyta; Magnoliopsida; Solanales; Convolvulaceae
Exons: 2
Coding region: 103-648 (181 amino acids)
Source: RefSeq, a predicted model, not a curated record